GAUCAGUUGUCAUAAUAAUCAUGGCUUUGGUAACAAGUUUAAUCGCUUUUCUUUUAAUAGCAAGUGCUUGCGAGUGUGCGGAGAAGGCGGAGACAUGUUUGAAUGAUUGGGGCAACCAUUACGUGUGCUCAAGUUUCGAUUUGAGUAGCUUACCGGAAGAGGAGCAGUUGUCUGUAACUAUCCGUACCGACAGCCUUCAACAUUUGAAAAAGAUUUCUGCCAAAUCGAACGUGAUAACAUUGGAAAUAGAAAGUACUAUAGGUUCAAUGGAACCCGACUCGUUUAAGGGCUUAGCAGGAGUGAACGUGUUAAUUCUAAAAGAUAUCGCGGUUCCUGUAAUAAAUCCCGGCACUUUCAGCGAUUUGGAAUUAAUGUCGCUGGUAUUACAAGGCGACCAAAUAACCGACAUCAAACCUGGCGCCUUCAAGAACUCUAAAAUGAGUCUUUUACGUAUAGCGAACACUAAUUUGAAGAAAAUUAGGAGAGGUGUGUUUAACGAUGUAGACGUGAUGCAGCUGGAUUUGUUCUACAAUAAGAUAUCGUCUAUAGAAGACGGUGCUUUAGCGGGCAUUCCUAAUUUGUACACUCUGAAGCUUGAAAACAACGCCCUGACCAGCUUCGAUGCGAGAAAAAUAUUCCAGGGCAUCCCCAAAUUGCAAAUCUUGCACCUCCACAACAAUAACCUGGCAUCGCUGCGCCGUUCUACGUUUGAGGGACUAACAGACCUUACUAAGUUGGUCGUGAGCUCCAACCAGAUCACUCAUAUCGAACCGGGAACGUUCAAUUUGCCAAAUUUGAAGAUACUGAAUUUGAGCAACAAUAAAAUUAAAAAAUUGGACAAAAAUAUUCUCUCAGGCGACGGAUUGACAGCCUUGUGGGAACUUUACCUAAAUUACAACGAGCUGACGUCUUUGCCAACAAGUUUCUUGUCCGAGCUCCCGAAUUUGAGGAAGGUGGGUUUGGCUGACAAUCCAUGGGAGUGUAGGUCUUUGGAUUUGACACUAAAAUGGGUUGAGGAGAACCUGACUCAAGGUUUCCAGGAGCAGGAAGCAAAACCUACUUGUGUUGAAUGAAUUGUAAAAAAUGUAUUUUUUGCACCAUUAAAUAACUGCUAUUAAUAAAAUUGACGUUGUUUUAUUGUAAAAUAUU
This is a messenger RNA of Anoplophora glabripennis (Asian longhorned beetle), 1149 nucleotides long. RefSeq names its product platelet glycoprotein V-like. The record is from RefSeq and is a predicted model, not a curated record. The transcript has a single exon. Gene Ontology annotation, molecular function: protein binding. The coding region runs from base 21 to 1073 and encodes 350 amino acids. NCBI's taxonomy places the organism in Eukaryota, Metazoa, Arthropoda, Insecta, Coleoptera, Cerambycidae. Gene Ontology annotation, cellular component: plasma membrane.